AUGAUUGCCAAUGUUACAGAAAAAUGUCCUCAGCUGCCACGGCUUUACUACGGAGACCUGGGCUACAGCUGUGGAGGCUUCAGUGGCCUGGGCGGUGGCUAUGGCUGUGGAUGUGGCAGCUUCUGUGGACUGGGCUACGGCUGUGGCUACGGAGGCUACGGGAUGGGGUAUGGCUGCUGCCGCCCAUCAUGCUAUGGAGGAUAUGGAUUCUAUGGCUUUUUAUGA
This is a messenger RNA of Pteropus alecto (black flying fox), 225 nucleotides long. RefSeq names its product keratin-associated protein 19-7-like. The coding region runs from base 1 to 225 and encodes 74 amino acids. Lineage: Eukaryota; Metazoa; Chordata; Mammalia; Chiroptera; Pteropodidae. The transcript has 2 exons. The record is from RefSeq and is a predicted model, not a curated record.